Messenger RNA from Pecten maximus, 1833 nucleotides. RefSeq lists its product as uncharacterized. The transcript has 9 exons. Bases 189 to 1727 code for a protein of 512 amino acids. NCBI's taxonomy places the organism in Eukaryota, Metazoa, Mollusca, Bivalvia, Pectinida, Pectinidae. The record is from RefSeq and is a predicted model, not a curated record.
CGAAUCAUGCCACUGUAAACUCCCCGAAGUGCACGUGCGCGUGCCUGUCUUUUGCCACAUACGACGAUGUAAAAUUACUCCGCGCACGUGUACCGAGCUAUAUAGGGCCUGACGUCUUUACAGCCGUUGUCAGUCUUACACGUGGAGAGGUGAGGAUUACGUUCCGGUGUUGGAGAAGAGGAAACAAGAUGGGCGUAUCAACAUGGCUAGCUAUCGUGGCGUGUGUCUUUGUGAUACAAGAAAGUGCAGGGUUCGAACGCCAGAGGAUCACCGCGAUUGCGAAGAUGGUAGGACGAAGAUUGGCGAAGAAACAAAAUCGUGUCGUGCCCUCGGUCAACCCGACAAUGUGGACACCAUCACCAACCUCGUACCCUACACACAACCCCACCGUUUACCCUACACACAACCCUACCGUUAACCCUACACACAACCCUACCGUUAACCCUACACACAACCCUACCGUUAACCCUACACACAACCCCACCGUUAACCCUUCCACUCCCCACCCCAUCAACUUCUACCAACACUGGGUGGACUGUCCCGUAAUGGAGAGCAUCCUCGAAGAAUACUUCCACGGAUUUCCCAACAUCCUGAUGCCAAAGGAUAACAUGCACAUUUCGCCCGAUGAGGUCGGACAUGUGCUGAACAGGUCGAUGUCCGCGUUUGAUUACCUGAAGAACGUCAGAGUUGCUUUAGAUCUGAUGGUUGGGGACAUGGCCCACCUCGUCCUAGACAAGCGUGUCAACUGUACCUCCACCAUGUAUCAGAGGGUGUUCGUCUAUUAUAUGAGGAAACGGUUGGACACGAUGAUGGCGUCACAUGACUCUUCACUGAAAAGCCGUAUCGAACAACUACUUCACCGAUACUUUCCAAACAAGCCGGAGAUUCUCGGCAUGGCGACAGAACUAGUGUGGGGAGUCCAUUACGUCAUCCACGAGUCCUUUAUAGAAAUCUUGAUGGAAGAAGAGUUCAAAAGUCUUGGUUGGUUCCUGCGAGGCUACAGAUGGAAAAUGACGUCCUUUAUGGAGCGAUACCACCGCGGCGAAUUCACAACCAUCAAUGACGUCAUCUUAAUGAUGCAAAACGAUUUCUUCAACACAGAAAUGACCAUGUACCCCGACGCCUUCCGCUGUACAUCUCCCAAAAAAUUUAUCCAGAUGCAUCGGCGGGCUGCUAAUUGGACUGCAACAUAUUAUUGGCAGGCCCAGAAGUCCGGCCUGGCUGUUGCUUUCCUCACAAAUCACCUUCAGGAAGCUUUCUCUAAAAAUCCUUCAACUGCUACCCUCGACCCCAUGGUUAUUGACGACGUUAUCCAGAAAAUCACGCAUGUCAUCUUUCAGUACAUAAACAACACAAUGGGGGAACUGGCUCGAUACGAGGGAUACCUGGCGUCGGCGACAUUGUCUCCCCCAACCUUCAUGGCGAACAAUUUGACCGGGCCUCAGUGGAAUAUGACUAUGGUGCUCUUCAACCGGAUGUUUGGAAACUCGCCCACCCAGUUCCCUCCAGUGAAUCCAAGUAAUGGUCCCGGAUUAACCCCACAAGAAAUUAUGAAGCAUCUUCGGAGCGACAUCGAUAAUCUCAAGAAAAUCCAAACGAAGAUCCCAACAGCUUGUACGUCCAGUGAAGGAUUCAGCAUGAUAAAUCCGACCCUGGCCACUAUGAUCCUGGAGAAAGAGAAUCUGAUGGCUCUCAUCAACGCCCCGCACACUUAUGGUGGAUACUAAUGGCUUACUGGGAUUUGUUAAUUCUUGUUGUAUAACGAAGUUGAGUUUCGUUUACUUUUGACAAUUGUUUCUUGUUACAUUUAUGCAUAAUAAAAUUUUAACGCAA